Dermochelys coriacea (leatherback sea turtle) is the source of this 602-nucleotide messenger RNA. Its product is annotated as claw keratin-like. The coding region runs from base 43 to 525 and encodes 160 amino acids. The record is from RefSeq and is a predicted model, not a curated record. Gene Ontology annotation, molecular function: structural constituent of cytoskeleton. Gene Ontology annotation, cellular component: intermediate filament. Lineage: Eukaryota; Metazoa; Chordata; Testudines; Dermochelyidae. The transcript is spliced from 2 exons.
UUCAUCUCCUCGGUGAACUGGGUUUCCCUGCAUAACAGAAAGAUGUCUUGUUCCAGCCUGUACUAUCCAGAAUGUGGGGUGGCCCGGCCCAGUCCAGUUUCCGGCAGCUUCAAUGAGCCGUGCGUUAGGCAGUGCCCUGACUCUGAAGUGGUCAUUAGACCAUCACCAGUUGUUGUGACCAUCCCAGGGCCAAUUCUCAGCACUUUCCCUCAGAAGAGUGAAGUGGCAGCUGUAGGAGCACCGGUGGUCGCAGCCGGCUAUGGGGGCUCAUUCGGUUUGGGGGGAUUGUACGGCUAUGGAGGCCAUUAUGGAGGACUGUAUGGUUUAGGGGGAUUAGGUGGUUAUGGGGGCCAUUAUGGUUAUGGGGGAUUGAGUGGUUAUGGGGGCAGUUAUGCGGGAUUGAGUGGUUAUGGGGGCCAUUAUGGUGGACUGUGUGGAUACGGGGGAGGUAAUGGUUAUGGAGGAUUAUCCGGUUCCGGGGUAUCUUGCCAUAGGUACCUGAGUGGAAGCUCUACACCAUGUUAAACCCUGCAGGAAUAUCAAUCGUAAAAGAAAAGACCAGGAAAUGAAGAACAAGCUAUAGAUUCAGAGGGAGAUUUCAG